This is a messenger RNA of Diversispora eburnea, 411 nucleotides long. The record is from the annotation of a GenBank genome assembly. Lineage: Eukaryota; Fungi; Glomeromycota; Glomeromycetes; Diversisporales; Diversisporaceae.
AUGUCGAUAGCGAAUUCUGAUACUACAACAUAUCCUAAUAAUUCUUCUUCUACUUUCCUAAAUACAAACCUCGUCGAGAAUGCUAAUUCUCAAGUGAGUUUAAACCCCGCUACUGCACUUGAAAAAUAUAAAAAGAAAGAUUCAAGUAAAGUUGUUGUCCGAUUUAGAGCCAUAGGUAAUGCACCCAUUUUAAAACAAAACUUUUACAAAAUCACCGCUUCUAAUAAGUUUCAAGCUGUGAUUCAAUUCCUGAGAAAGGAACUUAAUUACAAAACGUCAGAUCCUUUGUUUUUAUAUAUUAACAGUGCAUUUUCUCCCGCACCCGACGAGAUUGUGGCUAAUUUGCACAAGUGUUUUAGUACAGACCAACAUCUAAUAAUAAAUUAUUGUACCAGUGCAGCAUGGGGUUGA